AUGGCGGUCCUAGCCGAGCUCCUUAACAGCCCCUAUGUGGUCCAGGGCGCAUAUGUCGCUCUACUCGCCGUGUUCAUCUCAGCCUUCUGGCAAGAUUUAGCAGACGAGAUUCCCCAUUUCCGGAUACCCGUCGUGGGGAGGACGUGGUAUGAUCUCUUCAACAAGAAGGCGCGGGCACGCUUCACGUCGGGCGCGCGAGAGUUGAUCCGCGAGGGAUUCGCCAAGGGUGCGGAUAUCUUUCAGGUGAUGGGGCAGAAGCCGUUGGUGGUUUUGCAUCCUAAGUUUAUCGAUGAGAUCAAGAAUCACCCCAGCUUGUCUUUUGAGGGGGCGACGGCGAAGAUGUUCUUCGAGAAUCGGAUUCCCGGGUUUGAGCCUUUUCAUCAAGGGAAUGGAAAUAAGGUGCUGGUCGAUAUGGUGCGGACUAAGUUGACUCAAUCGCUGGGCUCAUUGACCAUCCCCCUUUCGCAAGAGAGCGCCGACGUAGCGAAGGAAAUGUUUCCCCAUCCAACGGUACGCCAUGCAUCCCAAACCAAGACGAAACCCCCAAUGCUGAUCGGUAAUGCAGAAUGGGUUUCGUACAACUUUGCUGCAAAGAUCCCGUACGUCGUUGCCCGGGUCUCGACACGGGCCUUCCUGGGUCGGGAAGUCGCGCGGAACGAAGACUGGAUUGACAUCUCAGUCAACUACGCCAUCAACGCCUUCAAUGCCGCCCGCGAGCUGCGCCAGUGGCCCAGUAUCCUCCGUCCGCUCGUGCACAAUUUCCUCCCCAGCGCACAGAAGCUGCGCAAGAAUCUCGUGCUGGGCCGCUCGAUCAUCGAUAAGGAGCUGCAGCGUCGCGAGCUGAUUCGCCAGGGCAAGUUGCCGCAGGAUGAGAGUCGUCAGGUUGAUACGCUGGAUUGGAUUGAUGAGAUCUCGGAGUCGUUGAAUCGCACUGUUAAUGUUGCGCAUGCUCAGAUGGCGCUGUCGUUGGCUGCGAUUCAUACCACAUCGAACCUUUUCACGAAUAUCAUGUACGACCUGGCUGCGCACCCGGAAUUGAUGCAGCCGCUCCGUGAUGAGAUCCGGGCCGUUGUGGCUGAGGAUGGAUGCCUGAAGAAGACCAGUCUGCUGAAGUUGAAGCUGAUGGAUAGCGUGAUGAAAGAGACGCAGCGACUCAGCCCGGUGUCAAUGGUCUCCUUAAACCGCCUCGCACUAGCCGAAAUCCCCCUCUCAGACGGCACGGUGAUCCCCAAGGGCGCAACCCUCGGUGUCUCCGCACACGUCAACCACGACGAAUCAAUCUACCCGGAUGCCGGCACAUACAACGGCUACCGCUUCUACAACAAACGCCAACAACCCGGCAACGAGCAACGAUUCCAGUUCGUGACGACGACGACCGAGAGUUUCGGAUUCGGGCACGGGGUACACGCGUGUCCGGGCCGAUUCUUCGCGGCCAACGAGACCAAGAUCUUUCUGAUUCACCUGCUGCUGAAGUACGACUGGCAACUGAAGGAGGACCGCGGACGGCCGGCAAACUUUGAGCAUGGCACGGAGAUCAUCACGGACCCAACGGUUGAGCUGUUGUUCCGGUCCCGCGAGCCAGAGAUCGACCUGGCGGCGCUGGGUGAGUAG
This is a messenger RNA of Penicillium argentinense, 1611 nucleotides long. Its product is annotated as cytochrome P450. The transcript is spliced from 5 exons. The record is from RefSeq and is a predicted model, not a curated record. Gene Ontology annotation, molecular function: monooxygenase activity; iron ion binding; heme binding. The coding region runs from base 1 to 1611 and encodes 536 amino acids. Lineage: Eukaryota; Fungi; Ascomycota; Eurotiomycetes; Eurotiales; Aspergillaceae.